This is a messenger RNA of Nicotiana tabacum (common tobacco), 1503 nucleotides long. The record is from RefSeq and is a predicted model, not a curated record. NCBI's taxonomy places the organism in Eukaryota, Viridiplantae, Streptophyta, Magnoliopsida, Solanales, Solanaceae.
UUUCCUCAAGCUUAUAGCUAUCAUAUCAUUGUAACAUUUAAGGAUUGGUUUUAACCGUUAAAGAAGGUGUUGCUCGAGGAAAUGGAAAGGGCUCUGCUGCCAUUGAAUAAUGAGAUCAGCAAAAAAGCGGUGUUUAAAGACGAGGUGAAAGAAGUGAGUCGCAUGGCAAUUCCAAUGAUAGUGGUGCAUGUGUGUCAAUUCCUGUUGCGCUAUGCACCAAUGGUUAUGUUGGGUCACUUAAGUGAACUCUCCUUCUCAAGUGCCUCCAUCGCCACAUCUUACUGCAACUUUACUGGAUUUGCCAUCCUUUUUGGACUGGCAACUGGGUCGAUAACUUUAUGUGGACAGGCCUAUGGAGCAAGGCAAUAUCAGAAAGUUGGCACUGUUACUUGUGCUGCCAUUAUAUUUCUAUUAUUCGCGUGUCUGCCAGUUUCUCUUCUAUGGAUCUUCACUGGCAAAUUGCUUCUAUGGAUUGGACAAGACCCAUUAAUCUCUGUUGAAGCUGUUUGAAAUGGUGGGCAACAGAACUAAUUGCCUUACAACUACUUCAUACCAUGUUCCUUCAGUGCUGCUGCAAGCACUCGGAUUUCAAAUGAGUUGGGAGCUGGGAAUCCAAAAGCAGUUAGAAUUUCUAUUUGUGUAGUCUUCGCUCUAGCAACUGUAGAGUUCCUUCUGGCAAGUGCGAUUAUUUUUUUCUUGCGUAAAGUAUGGGGAUAUGCUUUCACAAAUGAACAAGAAGUGGUGAAUCUUACCGAAGAACUAACUCCUAUUCUCUGCCUCUCCAUCAUCCUGGAUAGCAUAAUAACAUUAUUAGCCGGAGUUGCAAGAGGAAGUGGUUGGCAACAUAUAGUGGCCUAUGUGAAUUUAGGAGCAUAUUACCUGAUUGGAAUUCCUGCCUCUUUGUUAAUGGGAUUUGUUUUGAAUUGGAAAGAGAAGGGCCUCUGGAGUGGACUAAUCAUGGGGUCUAUAGCACAAGCUAUUCUGCUUUCUGUUGUCACUUAUCUCACAAAUUGGGCAAAACAGGUAAUAAUUCGUUUAGUUGUUCUGAGUUCAUGUUAGCAACGGUACAAUUGAUUUGCAAAUCUUAUUCUCAUUCUCACCUUUCCUGAGAAAAGAAUUCCUAUGAGAUUCUCAAAUCAAAUGAUUAAUACAGUUGAUUUGGAAAUGUUCUUCUAUUCCACAUUUUCCGAGUAAAGAAAAAAAAACUGGUUCUAUAAGUAGAUAUGCUUUUCACGAUUUUAAGAUUGCUUACUUUUGGUAUUACGGGCCAAGGAAGAAAGAGAUAGGUUAUUUUGAUGGGAAAGUUCCUCCGGAUUCAACUGACAUGAGGACAAAUGAGAUUAUACACGCGAACAAUCGGAGUUUUGGCUCUGAUACCAACAUGUAUGUUUGAUGACCAGCUUAAUUGGUCAAAUAUACAUAUGAGAUUAUAGGUUGUAAAGCUAAUCAGUAGCUCAAAACCGUGUAAAUCAAUAUGUUAUAUAGAAAAGGAAAGAUGGUCGA